AUGCCACGCCACAACACGCUGGCGGCUAUCGAGGCGCGGCAGCGGCGGGAGGUUGAGCAGCGCAUGUACAACGAAGUGCGCGCGGAGGACAGUCGGCUGCGGCUCGCGGCCAACUGGGAGAUGCGCAGCGAGGGCGUCGUGCAACGCAAGCAGUUGAUGCGCCACCUGGAACGCGUGCAGGCGCAGCACAACGACACGCUCGUUGCCCGGCGCCGCCGGCUCGCCGAUUUGCUGCUGCGUGAACGCGACGAGCACGAGGCGAUGCUCAGCAACCUCGCCGAGACAGAGGAGCAGCGGCGCGAGCGGCUCCUCCAGAAGGCGCGCGAGCUGCGGGCGCAGC
Messenger RNA from Trypanosoma grayi, 340 nucleotides. Its product is annotated as coiled-coil domain containing 11. NCBI's taxonomy places the organism in Eukaryota, Euglenozoa, Kinetoplastea, Trypanosomatida, Trypanosomatidae. The record is from RefSeq and is a predicted model, not a curated record. The annotation marks the transcript as partial. The transcript has a single exon.